AAAGAAGACAAAGAAGCAGAAGAAGAAGAACCAUAGCAACGGUUAAACAAAGAUGGCUACCGUAAUGGUUGUGUUCUGGUCCAUUUCAAAUGUCUUUAUUUAUUAUUUACUCUUGUUUACUGCUUUCAGUAUUAGCGAAAACACAACGAACUAUGAAUUGAAUACGACUGUGUUUGGUGACCAGGGUGUCAUCUUUAACAGUACGGACAAUAACACAACCACGCAGCCUACAGAGUUUCACUCAUCAACUCCGACACCGGCCUACAGCAGCGCACAGGGACCGGUUCUUGCGACUCUGCCCGCUGAGCCACUGCCCGUUUCCGGCCGCCUGCUUACUCCCGUCACCACCGUUGACAGAUUGUGUCCCUGCGAUGAGAACACGGAUGUGUGUGACAUCAACUGCUGCUGUGACACAAGGUGUGGUGAGCAGGUGGCUCUGUUCACCGGCUGCUCGGUGGACUCCGUCAGUAGCAACAAGCGGCUGUGCAGCCGAGAUGUAGCGUCCUACUCUUUAGGGAUGACAAUAGAUGGCUACUCAGAGCUGCAGUCGUCUGUCCAGAAAGACACUAAUUAUGAUGUCUUCUGCAUUCAGUCACAGAACCGUGUGGACGGAUUAUCUUAUCCCUCACCUGCUCUUCCAACUGACAGCAACUUUGACUCACUCUUUAAGCAAUUUACCAGCUUUAUUUUUGGCUCAGAGGAGAAAGGCGGUCAGGUGUCCACUGCAGAGCUCCAGGGCUUGUUGGGAUACCAGUAUGGGGAUGUGAUGGUGACAGCAGGGGGGAGUGGAGACAGAGGGCAGUUCUGGCUGCCAGCUCCUGGUGUCACGGCUGACUGCGUGGACACUAGUCCAGCAGCGUUCCUAAAGGAUCAGAGCAGUCAGUGUUCCCGGCAUGUGGUCCUGGAGCAGGACUGCAGCACUCAGCAGGCCCUCAGCAUGGACUCCUACACCAACAUCCAGCUCUUUGCUGGGAAGAAUAAAGAUGCAGCAGUUGUUCCUGUGGAGGUGGCUUCAGUCGUCCUCCAGUCUGUAAAUGGGGCUCAGACUGAGCUUGAAAUCAGUGGUGGAGAUGACCUCCACCCUGUUCUCCUGAACCCAACCCUCUGUGCUAAUGUGGUGCUCAAGGUUGUCUAUGUGAUUAAGUACAACCCAGCAGGUGAGAUAGUGAAUGCGACCGUGUCUCUGGUGCUUGGAUUUGCCCAUGAAACAUUGCUGUCCCUGCAACAGGAGUUUCAUAUCACGUUUGUCCAGGAGGAUGUGAAGGAGCCGGCUGUCCACUACAGUGGAAAUCCAGGUUAUGUGGUUGGAUUUCCUCUUGUGUCUGGAACAAGAAGAGCAGAUGGGAUUGCUAGAAGUAUUGACCCCAGAGACACCCUGUCUCUUCUCCACAGUGCUGAGCAUCAGGACUGUCUGCAGGGACCACAUAAGCGCUCCCCAGUCCUGUUUGGUCUGGACUUUGUGUCUGGCUGCACUUUAAGACUGGAGGAUGCUGCCAACUGCUCCCUGGUCUUCGAAACUCUUCUGGACAUUCUGAGAGGACCGAACUAUCCCCAGUAUGUGGCUUCCUUUGGAAACUCACCAUUAAGCUAUCCACUGGACUGGGUGCCAAUCAAGAGCAAUUUCAAUCCUGGGGAAGCACAGAGUUGCAGCAUCCCAGUGUCCCUUCACUUAGAACUGGAAUGGACUAAAUAUGGAUCCUUGGUGAACCCACAAGCUCAGAUUGUGAGCGUCAGAGAAGUAAUCCAAACCAACAUCACCAGUUUGGCCCAGUUAUCUGGAGGCAGCAACGUCCUGUCAAUCAGGAGCUCAGUGGCCUUCAUACCAGUUUCUGCUGCUGCUACUCCUGGUUACAGGGCCAAACCCACCAUCAAUGCCAAACUGCCCUCUGACUUCUUUUUCCCUUUUGUCUGAACUGACCGUAAGGGCACAUACACACCCGGUAUGUGGCAUUUAUAACAACUAGCACUAUGUGUACGAUCAGUCUGUCACUGUAUAUUGUGUGAAUACUGUGUAUAAGAUUUUAUAAGAUAAGAUUAUUUAAUAAAUGUUUUUAAAUAAUUC
Molecule: messenger RNA, 2062 nt
Organism: Scatophagus argus
Lineage: Eukaryota; Metazoa; Chordata; Actinopteri; Scatophagidae
Gene: tctn1
Product: tectonic family member 1
Exons: 14
Coding region: 53-1912 (619 amino acids)
Biological process (GO): protein localization to ciliary transition zone; cilium assembly
Cellular component (GO): MKS complex
Source: RefSeq, a predicted model, not a curated record